Caenorhabditis remanei is the source of this 963-nucleotide messenger RNA. RefSeq lists its product as uncharacterized. The transcript has 6 exons. Bases 1 to 963 code for a protein of 320 amino acids. Gene Ontology annotation, biological process: G protein-coupled receptor signaling pathway; olfactory behavior. Lineage: Eukaryota; Metazoa; Nematoda; Chromadorea; Rhabditida; Rhabditidae. The record is from RefSeq and is a predicted model, not a curated record. Gene Ontology annotation, molecular function: G protein-coupled olfactory receptor activity.
AUGCUUGGCAAACAAUGGAGUGAAUUACUCAAACUCAUUCAAGACGUCUCCGCAGUCUUCUCAAUCACAAUCAACAGUUUUUUGAUAUUAUUGGUUUUGACAAAGUCACCAAAGUCAUUAGGAGCAUACAAGUGGCUGAUGAUUUAUAUCUCUGUAUUCGAGAUUUUUUAUUCAAUUUUGGAUGUGAUUCUUGUACCGCAACAUUAUUCCCAUGGUCCAACCUUUUUGGUAAUCGUCGGAAUCCAGCAUAAAUUAUUCGGACCGGCUGGUCUAACUGUCCUAAACUCUUGUUAUUGGGGAUUCUUCGGUGCUUCAAUGGCAGUAUUCGCUGUUCAUUUCGUCUAUCGUUGGCUUGUUGUUACAGAAAACCCCUUAUUACAAUCAUUUAAUGGCUGGAAAAUUUGGAUAUGGUUUUCAAUUCCUCUCUGGUAUGGACUCACUUGGGUAUGUACUGGAUAUUUCCUCUCGGCACCAAAUGAAUCAACCACCAAAUUCAUCAGAGAAAAUGUGAAAGAGAUUUUUGAACUUGAAUUCGAUGAAUACAUAUAUUUGGGGCCGUUUUUGUAUGAGAAGAUGGACGACGGAUCACUCAAGUUGCAUGUAAUGCCAUUUAUUGGAUUAGGAGUUAUCUCUGCUACCAUUGUCUCAUCAAUUAUAAUUGUCCUUAUUUUCGGUUACCUGUGUUAUGAUCGAAUCAAUCGUCUCGUCGCCACAACAUCAGCUUCCGCCAAAUUCCAAAAACUUCAGAGACAAUUGUUCUAUGCUCUUGUCAUUCAAACACUCAUUCCUUUUGUUUUGAUGCAUAUUCCAGCUGCAAUCAUGUUUUUAUUCGUGUUCUUGGAUAUCGAUUUGGGAGUUUAUAGUGCAGUUGUUUCGAUGACAAUUGCUAUUUAUCCGGCUGUUGAUCCAAUUCCGACAUUGGUUAUUAGUUCUUCACAUGUGUCACUAAAACCAAACCAUUGA